This is a messenger RNA of Chenopodium quinoa (quinoa), 8853 nucleotides long. RefSeq lists its product as uncharacterized. The coding region runs from base 6563 to 7780 and encodes 405 amino acids. Gene Ontology annotation, molecular function: zinc ion binding. The transcript has 4 exons. Lineage: Eukaryota; Viridiplantae; Streptophyta; Magnoliopsida; Caryophyllales; Amaranthaceae. The record is from RefSeq and is a predicted model, not a curated record.
UUAAAAAGAAUAAUUACAAUUUUGAUAAAAUACGGUUAAACCGCAAACCACACCGCACCAAACCACAUUUUAUGGUGCGGUUUUUUUAAAAGUGCGGUUUGAAAAAAUUACAAACCGCACUUUUGAGGUAUGGUGUGGUUUAUGAUCCAAACCGCACAGUGAACACCCCUACCGGGUAGUGGACGUAGCCAACACAUUGUUGGUGAACCACGUAAAAUUGUGUGUGUUUUUCUUGUUAAUUUCGCAUUCAAGAUUUGUUAUUUCUCACCUUCGUUAUAACAGUACUGAUUCUUGUAGAUUUUGCUCUCUUAAUUGAAAUCCUUCGCCGCUCUUGAAAUGAGGAAUAGAGGAUGACAAUGACGAAGAUGUGAAAAAGCUGAGUGAGAUUGUGUUUAAAUGGUUCGGUCGUAUGAAGUGCUUAAAUUGUCAUGACUUACAAAAUUAUACUGUAUAUGGUUUGCACAAGGAUCUGUAGCCCUCUGAACUCUUCUUGAAUGCUAGGAUGCCUCAGACUACAGCAAGGUAUCAAUAAAACUACUCCCUUCUGUUGCUCCAUAUGCGUAGGGUUAUCUUAAUUUUUGGUCGAACGAAAUUAAUGAAAGAACAAUGGUGGUAUUAAAUAUAGUGGUUGUGAGAAUAAAGUUGGGGGUUCUCUAAACCAACAAUAAUAUGGGACAAACAUAGACGGUAAAGGGAGUAAUAUGUUCAAUACAACAAAAGCUAGGUACUCUGUUAUGUAAUUGAAACUCAAAUUGGCAUAUCCUCUAGUCUUCUAUACAGUUAGUUGGAAAUUUGACAAAAAAUUUCACUUGGUUUAUUGGAAGUUCCUGAUAAGGAACUCCCUCCAAAAAUAAACGUAUGCCACUACAUGCAGCGAGCACACGGUAUUCUUUAGUAAAAGGCGAAAGAAUAGUUCGCUCUGUGCUCACUGCAUGGCUGCGUAAUUAGUAUACAGUCAGGCUUUGUUAUUUAUACCCUGCAUUCCUAGAUUGGAAAUUCUUUCUUGACUAAUGUGGGACUUUUUCAUCUUUUUGUCGUACCUUGUUUGAAGUAUGGAGUAGAAUCCCACCAAACAAGAGAUGUCUCUGCUUGCUGUCUCAGGGCAGAUAAUUCUACUGUGACAAUGUCAUUUGUUGCCUGUUUCAUGUGUCUGAAUUUCUUAAUUGUACAUUUGAAAAGUUUCUGCUGAAUAUAUGAAUAAUUUUACAGCAUUAGUUAUGCUAGACUUCAACCAUUCUCGAAUGACUGAGUUGUCCCAUCUUUGUGUUGAAAUAACUGAAACCAGAACCUAGAGCUUAAAAAAAAAAAGAAAAGAAAAGAAAAAUAAAUAGCAGUUAACCUCCGACUACAGUACAUGUGAGAAAUGUAUCGUUUGCAAUAUUGCUGUAGUUUAAUGAACCCUGAUAAAGUAAGCACUUGUAAAUCCAAAAGCAAAAAUAUGGAAGUGAAGAGAGAGAACAGUUAAUGUAUUGAUUUCAUGUAUGUGACUUAUAUACACUAUAAAUUCAAAACUGUAUUCUUGUUAUAUAUAUUGAUUUCAUGUUGCUUAAUAUUGACAUCAGCUCAGGUUGUUUCUUGUGCUCUUUAUAAUUUAAUCAGAGUUUAUGGUAUGGCACUGAAUACAAGUACACUCUUCCUCUUUGGGAAGAUGUUAGGUAAGCAUCCCUCACAAAGUGCAAUGGAGGCUACCUUCCUAGGCCAUGGAAAUUUUUUAUCACCCAUCAACCCCGACCAGGUAAGUAUGUUUCUCAGUCCUCCAUGGUUUCUUUAUAUAUCUAUGUUGUCCUUCUUAAUUUCGGUAGUCCGAUGAUGCGGGACAAUCACUAAAUAUCCUAUAAGGCUAUAAUAUAGCUGAAAAUCGAGUGUCAAAUAAGGUCAACAUGUAAUCAAAAGAUUAUAAGGCACAUUUUUGUUUUUGUUGUCACUGCUAAUGCAUUGACUCUAAUUUGCCAAAGUCAGUGAUUUUCAUGAAUUUUCUUAUUUUGUAUCAUCGUGAAUGACUGGAACAGUGGAACAUCUAUUUAUGCAAGUGAAGUGAAAGGCAACUGGUGUUGAGGAACUAAGGAGGGUGUAUUGUCUUUGUAAUUUAACACUAAUAGUGUUGAAUGAAUUUAGAAAUUAGUGUGAUUUUGGCUUUAAUAGUGUUGAAUGAAUUUCCAUUUGAUUUUUUGAAUUCAUUGGAAGUCGGAAUACUGAAGAAGCUAAAGGAAAGGAGAUAGAGGAAAAGGGGCCUUUUUCUUCUUUUAGAAUUUGGAGUGUGUGCUCAGUUUGUAGGGAUUCCAUUUAGCAACCAUGUAUAAAAUAGGUUAGACGAACUACCUACUUAUGGUGAAAUGUUUAGCAACUAGUGGAAGGUCAUUUAGCUUUCUAAUCCUAAAUGAUCUAGGAUUUAGGUAGUAACGUAGUAUGUAGUUUUAUAACUUAAGUUAUAAGUAGGAGUUUAUAGGGUCAUUGUAAAGAUUGUCCGUGGUUCUAUGCACAACCAACUGUGUAGGAAUUCCAGUUUUUGGCAAGUACCUCACUUGUGUGGCGUAUUACUUCUAAGCAAUAUUGUGUGGUUUUGAGCCCUUGUAAAACCUUUUUUUUUUUUUUUUUUUUGCUUUGUCAGGGUUUUGAGAUUGUGUGUUUUGUUAACCUGGAAAGAACUUGAGUUGGAUGAUAAUUAGUAUAUCCCUUGAAAUCAAAGUCAUCAUUAUCAUAUUUGAAGGCAUUUUUAGAGUUUGUGCAAUUGUAAAAGGUAACAGAUUUGAGCUAGCUUCUUGCAUCUAAUCCAAAUGUAGAUAUUGUAAUUGGGUUUUUUAAGAGAGCACGGAUCAUUCUAUUUAUAACCUCAUUGUUAUUCAUUGAGCUCAGCUCUUGCCUUCCAUACUGCUGGCCUUUCUGAGAAUAGAAGUAUUGGUGUAUGUAAGGGAGAAAAGUUUGUGAUUACAUAUUACAUUUUGGGUUGCAGACUUGCAUAUCUAAGGACUGAUGUGAAGAUUAGCAAGUCUUCAACUCCUUGACACUUGUUAACUGGUGUUUAUGCUACUGCUGAAGUGAAGGCGUCAUUUCUUACCACAGGCUGGGGCUAAUACAUAAUGUCCAAGCUUUUUUAAAGAGAAGGAAUUUCUUUGGUAUAUGCCUUGUAGGUUGUAGCCUUAUGCUUGAGGACUCGUAAGGGCUAAACUGUUUGUAGUUGCGAUGAGCUGAAUGACUUCAGGGGUUGAUAUUAUUCUCAUCUAUGCCUGUGGAUGUAGCUAAUGCAUAUUGCAGUGGAUCAUGUAAAAAUUGUGUGCCAUUGUGCUCCUAUGGCUUUAUCACAUCAGCUAUAACAGUUACCCUUAGCUUUGUAAUUAUAGAAUAUAGUGGUUUUGAGUAUUUUGUUUAAAGUAAUGCUUGUCUACUUAAGUAGAUCACGAGCAAGUGCCUGACUAUAGAUCUUUUAUUUGGCUGGUGCUUAGUUUCAGUAUACCUUUGCUUUUAUCAUUUUACUUCAAGAAAGUAAAGAACGUAUCCUUACUUUGUUGAAGCUUCUGUAUUGAAAGGCGCUAGCUGAUGUUUAUUUAAAGUUUCUAGUUUUAGGGUCUUAGUGAUUUAUGCGUUUGAAAUGUUUGCUACUGCUUUCCUCUGCUGUAACUUGCUGCUUAUGUUACUUCCAGGCUUUGGAACUUCUGUUGAAAGUAUUUCUGUUUGAAAUGAUCAUCUCAAAUUUCAAAACUUGACUUUCUCACACGGAGUAGCAGCAAUCAAAGCUGGAUUUUGCUGGAAUGGCCAGCAAAAUAGAUAGAGGUAUGUAAAUUUUAGGAAGCAUACCUUUUGGUCUUGUAUGUAUUUUGUCUAUAAGAUCAAGCAUAUUAGGUGUUUUAUUAGUUUAAUGUCUGAAACGUUUACAUGAUUCUAAGACGUACACGACUGUGUUAGUUAAUGGCAGAAUCAUGAGAUGCUUAAUGUCCUAAGUUGGAUUUCCCUACAACUUUUGAGUUUUAAGCUUGAACUUUGAGGUAUAAAUCGAUGAUUGUUUCCUGUUAUGCAAGCAUGACAUGAAAACAAAACAUAGUAAUCAAGAUUAUCUUUUUUUCAAACUUUGUUUCUCUGCUGGGCUGAAAAAGCCAAGUCAAAUAGUCAAUCCUUGUUUCAAUCAACUUAGUAAUGUUUUGAAAAGGAUUUCAAGCAGUUUGAGUACAUAACUAUAGGGGUUGUCUGCCUACCAUUACAGCAUUACCUAGCCCAAUUUAGCUUGAAUAGUCAGGCAGCCCAAUAGGGGUUGACAUUUAUGUUAUUUUUUACCAGUCAUAAACUAUGUUCACACCUAUAUAUGUUAGGAAAUUUUGCGAACAACUACCUAUUAAAUGACGCGUUUUGGAAACAACUACCUUUUAAAUUUUUUUUUGAAACAACUACCACAAAAACUAAAAAAGUUUGAGUAGCACUACCUUGAGCACUAUUUCGGCGAGAAUCUCCGAGUGUGGGGCCCACCACUUACAAUUUCCCUCCUAAAAUCCCACUUGAAUUGACGCAUCUACCCCUGAUUUAAUUUCUCCCCCAACUACCUAUCUUCCUCAUCAUUUAUUUCCCGCCUAACUCCAUUGUUCAUUUUCUUCAUGUACUCAUCUCUGAAAUUCAGAGAAUAUUCCCCCAGUUGUCUCUCUCUCUCUUCCAUUUUCAUUCACCCUCUCUCUCUCUUACGGUUGUGGUCCAAAUUUAGCUGGAAAGGUUCUGCCUUUUCGUACUCUUGGCUGCUUUUUUGGGUAAAAAGAGAAGUCGGUGCCUUUAAUGGAGCAAUUGGAGAUGGCGACAGCUAAAAAACGACAAAAAGUGGUCAAGACGAGGUACAUUUCUGUAAUUUAUGGGAAUUCUUUGCCUUUUUCAUUGAAAACUGAAAACCCUAAUUUUUUAAUUGGGAAUUGUUUAAACCCUAUGUUAUAAAUUAAGCUAAUUAACAUUUAAUUUAGUCAUUGGAGUACUAAUUAAUCAAAAAUGGAGUACUGUAUGAGACAAAUUAGUUGAUUUUUAUAAUGUUAAUUUAUAAUAUGAUUUGUGCUUGAUGUAUGUUUUGUUUGCUGUGACAAUUAUGCUUAGGGAAAAUGUGUUGUUCUGCAUGUGUUUGCUAAUCUGUGAUUGUUUGAAUGCUAAUUAGAUUAAUUAAUUGUAGGACUACUCCUGAAUAUGUUGACAUGAAUAUAUGGGUUGGUGGGAAGUUUGAAAAUAAUAAGGGAAAGACUGAAUACAUAGGUGGUGGAAUGUUUAUGAAAAUAAGUUGUUACUUGUCUCAAAUGAGUGUCAGUAGUGUUAGAAGAGCAGUAAUACAGGCUUAUGACUUAGUUAUGAAGAGAGUUCCCAUGAACUUCAGUGUUUGGUUUAGGAUGCAUGGUAAGAACUUGACAAAUGGUAGGAGGAAGGUGGAGACAGAGGAGGACUUAGUGAAGUUGGUAAAGUCAAGAGAUUUGAAUGAUAGAGUGAUUAUAUGGGCCUUAUAUGAACCAGGAGAACCAACUGCUAGGUCCAAUUCAGUGAGGUCCAAAAACCCAACAUAUUUUCCACCUAGACUAAUAGGCCAAACAAACAUACCCAGCGUUGAUAACACCAAAAAAUCACCACCAAAAAAACUAAAACCCAUUAAAAAAGAGACAGUGGGGGUGAGGAAGUGUCAGGUUAUCCCCAUUUAAAGUCAAGGAUAGUGAUGUGGACUUGGAUGCAGAAGUUGUUACCAAAGAAGAGUAUGACUUGCACAUGGCUUCUUUAGCCUCAAAACCCUUACUCCAUAUUCACCCCAGCCCAUUGCUUCUUCUCAUAACAGCCCACCUACUUCUCAACCUACUCCCGUACCUACUCAAACUGUUUCUCAACCAACUGAAGCUGCUUCUCAACCUAAACCUACAUUUGACUCCCUAUCUAGUAAGGGAACACCUAGAAGGAAAACUGUUGCCACAAAGAAGAAAGCAGAAAAGGUUGCAGAGAAAAAAAAAAGAGGGAAAAGGGGAAGAAAGGGAAUAAAAAAACAGAGAAAGGAAAGGGAAAGGCAGCUGUAAGUCUAGGGGUGGACUCUGAUUGCAGUAGUGAAGGGGUGUGGUCUACAGAUUCUGAUAAUUCAGAUCUAGAUGUUGAUUUUGAGCCUAGUGAGGAAGAUAAUGUUGGUGUAGUUGGUGAUGAGUUUUUUGAAGAGGGUCCAUUUGAAAGAAAGGCAAAAGUUAAGACAGAUCAAUCUCAGUUUAGGGAAGAGAGGUUAACAUAAGCAAUCCUGAACAAGUUUAGGGUCCAUUUGCAAGGAUCAGAUGAUGAGAUAGAUCCUUAUCCAACCUUCAAUCCUGAAGUUGAUUUCAAGAACAAGAUUAACUUCACUCUAGGGCUUAAGUUUCCAAAUGUUUUAGCAGUGAGGCAGGCAAUUAGGCAUCAUAGUAUUGAGAACAACUAUGAUUACUAUCUAUUGCACAAUAGUAGGUUUAGGGUAACUGCUUACUGUAGGAAUAGAUGUCAGUCCUGUCCUUGGGAUAAGAAGCAUGGGAAGUUGAGAGAGUGCAAGUGUGAUGAUGAAAACAAAUGUAGAUUCAAGAUCUAUGUGAGACAGUUGCCAGGGGAGUCAACUAUGCAGGUUAAGGGUUUGAGGCUUAACCACACAUGUGGUUUCUAUCAUUCUAGUACAAAGGUGAGUUCUGAGUACUUGGUUGUGAAGUACCUUGAUGAUUGGAGAGCUAAUCCAAAUUGGAAGUUAGUCAGAUUUGUGGAGAGGGUGUACAAAGAUUUAGGUGUACAUAUAGGGUACUACAAAGCUUGGUAUGCUAGGGCCAGGGCAAAAUUGACUUUGUAUGGGGAUUCAGCCGAAGAGUAUGCAAGAAUCUUUGAUUAUGGGUUUGCAAUUCUGAAGUAUAACCCAGGUUCAUCUGCAAUUGUGGUCUUAGAAGGAAUUGAGAGGCCUCCUCCCUUUUUUCAAAGGAUGUAUGUGUGUUUGGAUGCAUGUAAGGAGGGGUUUAAGAAAGGUUGCAGACCAUUACUGGGUGUGGAUGGAUGUCAUCUUAAAGGGGCAUUUUCAGGGAUGAUUUUGGUUGUUGUCAGUAAAGAUGGGAAUAAUAAUAUAUUCCCUGUUGCUUGGGCAGUAGUGGAAACUGACAAUAAAGAUAGCUGGACUUGGUUCCUUGAGCUGCUGAUCAAGGAUGUGGGGUUUCCAAAUGGGAAAGGUUUGACACUUGAUAAGCAGAAGGGGUUAAUAGAAGCAAUUGCUGUCAUGGCACCAGAUGCAGAGGUGAGGUUCUGUGCAAGACAUAUAUGGGCUAAUUUUAAGCUCAAGUUCCAUGGUGAUACAUUCAAGGAACAUUUCUGGAAAGCAGCUAGGUGUAAUAACAAGGUUGAUUGUGAGGGUCAUUUGGCAUGCAUUAGACUGUUGGAUGAAGAUGCAUACAACUAUUUAAUUGCAAUCCCUCCAGAGCAUUGGGCAAGACAUGCAUUUAGAACAACAUCUAAUUCAAACAUGUUGCUGAAUAAUCUAUGUGAGACCUUUAAUGCUGUUUUGAGAGAGGCUAAAGACAAGCCAAUUAUCACCUGUCUUGAAUGGAUCAUGAGAUAUGUUAUGAAGAGGAAUACUGAAAAAUGGGAGGGGGUUCAAGGACUUGAGGGCAAGUUUAUGCCAUAUGUGAGCAAAGUAUUCAAAUGGAUAUCAAGUUAUGCUUCUAAGUGCACUGUUGUUCCAUCUAGGAUGGAUAUAUGGGAGGAUGAUUUUGAGGGUGACGGGUUUGUUGUCAAUUUGAAUGACAACACAUGCACCUGCUUUCACUGGGAGUUGACUGGAAUUCCCUGUCCUCAUGCAUAGGCUUGCAUUGUUAAGAAAAGGCUAAGGCCUGAAGAUUAUGUUCAUGAGUACUAUACUAAGCAAACCUACCUGCAAGCUUAUACACCAACCAUCAAACCAAUGCCUGGAAUGGAGCAAUGGGAGAAAUCAGACAUGGUACAACCUCUGCCACCAUUAAUGAAGAAGAUGCCUGGCAGACCAUCACUGAAAAAGAGAAGAAAAGAGAAAGGAGAAGAUGAAGAGUCUAGGUUUGUCAAAAGGCCUAAGAGACAGAACAAGUGUUCCAAUUGUGGUGUGCCAGGACACUACAAGAACAAAUGCAAGAACCCUCCUGCCCCACCUAAGGAAGUAGACAAAGGUGGUAGGCCUUAUGCUACUGAUGAGUGGGCAAUGGCACAAAGGAAAAAGAAAAUGGACAGGAACCUUAGAAAGGUUAGAUCCUUUUCCUAUUUUAUUGGUUCAUUCUUUUUUUUUUACUAUUUUUUUUAUUUGUUUGCUGUACUUAUUUAUUAGUUAAUCUGCAGGCAUAUGACCCACAACCAACCCAAGAAAGUCAAGCUGUUGUGACAGAUGCUGAGGUUCAAUGCAGUCAGGCAGGGUCAUCCAUAACUCAAGCUAAGGGAAAGGCAAAAGCAACUACUUCAAAGGGAAAGCCAAAUGCACCUCCCAAAGGAAAGAUGGCCAUCAAGUCCAACAACAAGAACAAGCAUUGGAUGCCUUGAUAGUUUAGGAAGAGGUCAUGAUGUAGGUUUUUAGUAAUCUAGGCAUAGUGUUUUGCAAAAGCUAGGCUAGUAUAUUCAGCUGUUUGCCUAAAACAAUGUGUAUGUCAAGUGUUCUUUUGCUAUACAUUUAUAAUCACUCAGUCAUGUAAUUCAGAAUUUGGUCUAUGUAUGUGGUUUUUUUUUUUUAAUUAUGCAACAAUGACCAGGGAGAUAUUAUCUAACAAAAAUUGCAAUUAUUUCACAAACUAAUACUUUCAUUUCAUUCAUUAGCAACAAUUUUACAACCAACUUUGCACACAUACAUAGUUUAUUGCCACUUGAUUACAACAUUAACAGAAAAUUAGUGACAGUAACCUAAUUGUGCAUUACCUA